Molecule: messenger RNA, 2478 nt
Organism: Aspergillus mulundensis
Lineage: Eukaryota; Fungi; Ascomycota; Eurotiomycetes; Eurotiales; Aspergillaceae
Product: choline/carnitine O-acyltransferase
Exons: 2
Coding region: 1-2478 (825 amino acids)
Biological process (GO): carnitine metabolic process
Cellular component (GO): mitochondrion
Molecular function (GO): carnitine O-acetyltransferase activity
Source: RefSeq, a predicted model, not a curated record
AUGACUUACUCUACGACAGCAGUCCGUCACUUCACUGCACCUAAGCCACUGGGAAUGGCAAUGGAGUCCCCCCGCUCACACCCGGCUCCUGAGCCUAAGAUCAAACCUACAUCUGUGGAUGGAGGAUUGACGGACCAGGUUACCAACAAGAAGGGUGGAAUCACAUUUUCGCAACAAGACUCUCUGCCAAGGUUACCAAUUCCAGAUCUUGAGAGUACAUGCAAGAAGUACAUCGACGCUCUCGCACCACUACAAACACAAAAGGAGCAAGAAGAAACAAGGGCUGCUGUACGGGAUUUCCUCAAGGGAGAGGGGCCCGGUCUUCAAGAGAAGUUGCAGAAGUACGCCUCGUCGCAAACUAGUUACAUUGAGCAAUUCUGGUACGACUCUUAUCUUAACUACGACAGUCCUGUUGUUCUCAACCUCAACCCAUUUUUCUUGCUGGAAGACGAUCCAACUCCCGCGAGAAACAACCAGCUCACCCGAGCGGCAUCCCUGGUCGUUUCAGCCCUCUCGUUCGUGCGCGCGGUCAGACGUGAGGAGUUGCCCCCAGAUACCGUCCGAGGAACCCCGCUGUGCAUGUAUCAAUACUCUCGACUGUUUGGUACUGCGCGUGUUCCCACAGACAAUGGAUGCGUUAUCAGCCAGGAGCCCAACGCGAAGCAUAUUGUCGUUAUGUGCCGCGGCCAGUUCUACUGGUUCGAUGUGCUUGAUGCGAACCAUGAUCAGAUUAUGACCGAACGGGAUAUCGCAAUGAAUCUCGAGGUAAUUCUCGCCGAUGCGGAACAGACCCCGAUCCAGGAGGCAGCAAAGGGAGCCCUCGGAGUUCUCAGCACAGAAAACCGCAAGGUGUGGUCGGGACUUAGGGAUAUCCUCACCAAGGAUGAGCAUUCAAUCAAUGCCGAGGGGCUGAACAUCGUCGACACUGCACUGUUUGUUCUAUGCCUGGACGAUACCGAGCCUCAUAGCACGUCCGAGCUCUGCGCCAAUAUGCUCUGUGGUACAAAUGUGGUGGAAAAGGGCGUGCAAGUGGGUACCUGCACGAACCGGUGGUACGAUAAGCUUCAGAUCAUCGUCUGUAAGAACGGUAGUGCUGGUAUCAACUUUGAGCACACUGGUGUGGAUGGACAUACGGUUCUUCGAUUCGCCAGUGACGUCUACACGGACACGAUUCUUCGGUUUGCGCGAACCAUCAACGGUCAGGCCCCCAGCUUGUGGACAACCACCAGCCCUGACCCUUCCAAGCGUCACCCUCGAAGCUUCGGCGACGUCAGCCCAACGCCUCGGAAGUUAGAAUGGGAUAUGCUUCCUGAGCUCAGCAUCGCUAUCCGGUUUGCCGAGUCGCACCUGGCAGAUCUCCUUCAGCAGCAUGAAUUCCAGGUUCUAGACUUUAACGGAUUCGGAAAGAACUUUAUCACAUCAAUGGGAUUUUCACCGGACGCUUUCGUCCAGAUGGCGUUCCAGGCGGCUUACUACGGGCUUUACGGGCAGGUGGUGAACACGUAUGAACCAGCCAUGACCAAGGCCUUCCUGCAUGGACGAACAGAAGCGAUCCGAUCCGUCACCAACGAGGCUCUCGAGUUUGUGAGGACAUUCUGGGCUGAAAACCCAGCUGAAGACAAGGUCGAUGCUCUACGAAAGGCUACCGAAAAACACACGGCGAUCACAAAGGAAUGCUCCAAGGGUCAAGGACAGGAUCGUCACCUUUACGCUCUUUACACCUUGUGGCAGCGAUCCUUCGAAGAAGCUCCCAUUUCUCGGAAUAACAGCGUCGACGAAGCGUCUAACGGCUACACGAGUCCCUUGGAGAACGAGUCUAUUGCAGGAUCCCCCAGGUCCGCCUCCAUCUCCCUCUCCGAGGUCGACGGUAUGUCAUCCGUCAGCAGCUACGGCCGAGCCAUGCGCACCUUACCUCCCACGCCCGCCAUCUUCGCCGAUCCCGGCUGGGACAAGAUCAACACCACAAUCCUCUCCUCAUCCAACUGCGGCAAUCCUUGCCUGCGACACUUCGGAUUCGGCCCGACCUCCGCAGACGGUUUCGGUAUCGGCUACAUCAUCAAGGACGAAUCGAUCUCGAUUUGUGCUUCAUCCAAGCACCGUCAGACCGCACGUCUCAUGCAAACCCUCGAGUCGUACCUGCACGAGAUCCGCAAGUUGCUUCGCGCAACUGUCCACAAGCCAUCCAGUCCCCGGACCAGCCGCGCUCGCGAGAUGGAAAUGAUCGCGGAGCGGGUCCAGCGCGAUCAACGCCGGGGUCGCAUCGUCCGCACCGACACGGGCCACCUGCGGGCCGGAACCGAGACGCCCACGACGGAUAGCGGGGAGAUAGACGACGAUGGCAUGGGCGGCUACGGCUUCUUCGAUGCAGGGAUGCUCCUGCAUGCCCUCAAGGGGCUGAGCGUUGAUCGCGAGCGGGGCGGCGACAAGACUCCUCGCCGACGCUUCGUCGGCAAGAAGCUACGGUUGAAUGAGUACUGA